This is a messenger RNA of Cicer arietinum (chickpea), 3321 nucleotides long. RefSeq lists its product as uncharacterized. Gene Ontology annotation, molecular function: protein kinase activity; protein binding; ATP binding. NCBI's taxonomy places the organism in Eukaryota, Viridiplantae, Streptophyta, Magnoliopsida, Fabales, Fabaceae. Gene Ontology annotation, biological process: protein phosphorylation. The record is from RefSeq and is a predicted model, not a curated record.
UCGGUAGCCAGAAUAUUCGAACACAACCUUAUAGAUUAUAAUCACAUCUCCUUUGGCAUAAUAGUCAUUAUCUUCUUUUUACAUGCACAGUACCAUUUCGUUUUCUCUAUUCCCCAUGCAAAACAAAAUAUGCUAAACAUAGUUUAUCCUGACACUAUAGUUUAUGUCAGGGGCAGUUUUAAUUGUCCAUCUUCCUUUUGUUCUCUCCAAGUUCCAAUGGAGAUUUUCAAACUCUUCUACUUCAUUAAUCUUCUCUCAACUAUAAUGUUAACAUCAUCUUUAGCAAUUGAUCGUUACUCACAAGCACUCCUAAGUCUAAAGUCUGAGCUAAUAGAUGAUGAUAAUAGCUUGCAUGAUUGGAUGGUUCCCUCUAUAGGGAACUUAACUACAAGUUCAUAUGCAUGUUCUUGGUCAGGUAUCAAAUGUAACAAGGACUCAAUUGUAACUUCCAUAGACCUUUCGAUGAAGAAACUCGGAGGUGUACUAUCAGGUAACCAAUUCAGUUUCUUCACAAAUGUUAUUCAUCUCAACCUGAGCCAAAACUUAUUCUCUGGUCAACUUCCAACACAAAUUUUCAACCUCACAAGCUUGAAAACCUUGGAUAUAAGCAGAAACAAUUUUUCAGGUCAAUUCCCAAAAGGAGUUCACAGCUUAAAAAAUCUGGUUGUGCUUGAUGCCUUAAGCAACAGCUUUUCAGGAACAUUACCUGCUGAAUUUUCAGAGUUGAAAUAUCUUAAAGUUCUUAAUCUAGCUGGAAGUUACUUCAGAGGAUCAAUUCCUUUUGAAUUUGGUUCUUUCAGAAGCCUUGAGUUUCUUCAUCUAGCUGGAAAUUCUCUCACAGGAAAUAUACCACCAGAACUUGGUAACCUCAAAACAGUGACACACAUGGAAAUUGGUUACAAUUUUUACCAUGGUUUUAUUCCACCACAACUAGGUAAUAUGAGCCAGCUUCAGUAUCUUGACAUAGCAAGUGCAAAUCUCUCUGGUCCUAUUCCAAAGGAACUUUCUAAUCUUACAAAUUUGCAUUCAAUUUUUCUGUUCAGAAACCAGCUAACAGGUUCAAUACCAAGUGAAUUCAACAAAAUUCAACCUCUUACAGACUUAGACCUCUCUGAUAACUUCCUUUCAGGAUCCAUUCCUGAAAGCAUUUCAGAGCUGAAGAACUUGAGACUACUUAGUCUCAUGUACAAUGAUAUGAGUGGCACUGUUUCUGAUGGCAUUGCACAACUUCCAUCCCUGGAAACUCUACUCAUUUGGAACAACAGCUUCAGCGGAUCACUCCCGGAGAGCUUAGGAAAAAACUCAAAACUCGGGUGGGUUGAUGUCUCCACAAACAACUUCAAUGGAAGCAUACCACCAAACAUUUGUGGCGGUGGAGUACUGUUUAAGCUUAUACUGUUUUCAAACAAAUUCACAGGUAGUCUUUUCUCAAUCUCCAAUUGUUCUUCACUUGUUCGACUUCGCCUCGAAGAUAAUUCAUUCUCAGGAGAGAUCCCUUUAAAGUUCAAACAUUUUCCUGAAAUCACAUAUGUUGAUCUGUCAUUGAACAAUUUUGUUGGUGGAAUUCCCUCAGAUAUUUAUAAAGCUACUCAUUUGGAGUAUUUCAAUGUAUCUUAUAAUAUGCAAUUAGGAGGCAACAUCCCUUCACAAAUGUGGUCUUUGCCUAAACUUCAAAACUUUUCAGCAUCUUCUUGUGGUAUUUUAGGCACUAUUCCCUUAUUUGAGUACUGCAAAUCAAUUUCAGCAAUUGAUCUUGGUAAAAACAACUUAUCUGGAAUAAUCCCAAGAAGUGUUUACAAAUGUCAAGCCCUUGUGGCAAUCAAAUUAUCUUACAAUAAUUUGACAGGUAGAAUACCUGAAGAGCUUGCAAGUAUCCCUAUUCUUGAAACUGUAGAGUUAUCUAACAAUAAAAUCAAUGGCCUCAUACCUGAAAAAUUUGGUAGUUCAUCAAGUUUACAACUUCUCAAUGUGUCUUUCAAUAAUAUCUCAGGUUCAAUACCAAAAUCAAAGUCAUUCAUAUCAAUGGGUAGAAGUGCAUUUGUUGGAAAUUCAGAGCUAUGUGGAGCACCUCUGAGACCAUGUACUGAGUCAGUAGGAAUAUUAGGAGGCAAAAGCACUUGGAAGCUUACAUAUAUUAUGUUACUCUCUGUAGGGUUGUUAAUAAUCCUUCUAGCAUUGGCUUUUGGAAUACAUUAUUUCAAAAAGGGAUUUAAAAGUCAAUGGAAAAUGGUUUCAUUUGUUGGACUCAAUCAAUUUACAGCAAAUGAUGUAUUGACAAGCUUCAGUACUUCCACUGAACAUACACAAGUUCCAUCACCUGUUGUUACAAAAGCAUUUCUUCCUACAGGUAUAACAGUUUUAGUCAAGAAGAUUGAAUGGGAAACAAGGAGCAUUAAGUUGGUGUCAGAAUUUAUAAUGAGACUAGGAAAUGCAAGACACAAGAAUUUAAUCAGAGUUUUGGGGUUUUGCCAUAACCAGAACCUUGUUUACCUUUUGUAUGAUUACUUGCAAAAUGGGAAUUUGGCUGAGAAAAUUGGAAUGAAAUGGGAUUGGGAAGCUAAACUCAGAACAGUGGUUGGAAUUGCAAGGGGACUUUGCUUCCUUCACCAUGAUUGUUACCCAGCUAUACCACAUGGAGACUUGAAGUCCAGCAACAUUGUAUUUGAUGAAAAUAUGGAACCCUAUUUGGCUAAUUUUGGGUUUAAACAUGUGUUACAGUUGAGCAAAGGUUUGUCAUCAACCACAACUACGCAUGAAACAGAAUACAAUGAAGAAUUGAAAGAGGAACUCUGCAAUGAUAUCUACAAUUUUGGAAAGAUGAUUCUGGAAAUCUUAACUGGCGGAAGGUUCACAAGUGUAGCAGCCAGCAUUCAAAGCAAAUCACACGAGGUUCUUCUAAGAGAAGUUUGCAAUGGUAAUGAAGUGAGUUCUACCAGUUCUAUACAAGACAUUAAACUGGUUCUUGAGGUUGCUAUGCUUUGUACUAGAAGCAGAUCAUCUGAUCGCCCAUCCAUGGAUGAUGCUCUGAAGCUUUUGUCAAGGUUAAAGGAUCUGGAAGAUCACAAAAACUCUAAAUAAGGGAAAUACAAGAUUUCCAUUUGCAUUAAAGCGUUCAAAGCCAUUAGAAACGUAUAAUUUUCUUAGCUGCAAAGUUUGCACAUGUGUAAUUACAUAAGUUUGUAUCUUGUAUAAUGCAUAUCUCCACUGUUUCAGUGUGCCAUAUAAUUAUGUCUCAAGUCUUCCUCAAUCCACUUAGUAAAAUACUUGAAAUGGUAUCAAUUUAAUUGCAUAAUACAUAUGAUUCACUCUCCCUUUCUUGUA